Messenger RNA from Trichoderma harzianum CBS 226.95, 657 nucleotides. RefSeq lists its product as hypothetical. Gene Ontology annotation, cellular component: nucleus; cytoplasm. The record is from RefSeq and is a predicted model, not a curated record. Gene Ontology annotation, molecular function: AMP kinase activity; ATP hydrolysis activity; ATP binding. The transcript is spliced from 3 exons. Bases 136 to 657 code for a protein of 173 amino acids. Lineage: Eukaryota; Fungi; Ascomycota; Sordariomycetes; Hypocreales; Hypocreaceae.
CGAAGAGGGUGGAGUUUGGCCGUGCUUUUGGGCAAAUGCAAAUACACCUUUUUUAUCAAUCAAGCCUGGCUGGUAUCGACUUUCUCAAGCUGCAUCCGCUACCAAAAAAUAAGUGAGAUUUUCAUAUCCAACACAAUGCGCUCAUCACCGAAUAUCAUUAUUACCGGUACGCCCGGGGUGGGCAAGACAACGCACAGUGAGAUCCUCGCAGAGAGGACCGGCUUGCGACAUCUUUCAGUGAAUCAAGUGGUGAAAGACAAAGAAUGUCAUGAGGGCUGGAGCGACGAGUAUCAGAGCUGGAUUGUGGAUGAGGACAAGCUUCUGGAUGAGAUUGAAGAUGAUGUCAAGGCAGGGGGCUGUAUAAUCGAUUGGCAUGCCUGUGACCUGUUUCCACGCAGCUGGAUCGAUCUUGUUGUGGUGCUGCGUGUUGAUUCCAAGACGCUCUAUGAUCGUCUGGAGGCCAGAAAUUACGCAGAGGCCAAGCUUCAGGAGAACAUAGAUUCUGAGAUUAUGGAGGUGCUGCUGCAGGAGGCGCGUGAAGCGUUUGAUGAGGAAAUCGUGGUUGAGCUCACCAGCAACAGCUCGACGGAGAUGGAGUCUAACAUAGAUAGGAUUGAGGCCUGGAUCAAGCAGUGGAAGACGGACCAUGCCGACUGA